GAUUUAGAGUUCCCUAGGACCCAAUUCCAAAUCAUUCAUUUAAGAAAACAACGGAGAGAAAUUAAAACAAAACAAACCAAGAAAACAAAAACAAUUCCAUCGAAGAGAAAUGAACCAUUUGAAAUGGAUGGGACACUCGGCUACCAUUUUGGAAAUACACAAGGGCUUGCGUGACGACUUACAAAGUUGUGAAGUGACCAUGGUGGCAGGGAAUAGUUCUGUUAAGGCGCACCGAUUUGUGUUGUCGUCAUGCAGCGACUUAUUGAGAAACCUUUUGAGCGACGUUCCAUUGCAGCAGGAGUGUUGUAUUAUGCUACCCGACAUAUCUGGAUAUCUGCUGGAAAAUGUUCUUUCAUUUGUCUAUUUGGGCGAGUGUUCUCUUUCUUCGACAAACUUGUCAGAAUUCCUCGAAGCUAUAAAUGUGUUGGGAAUUAAAAGUGCUAUCAGCUUCGAAUGUCACACGAAUGCUAUGCAAGUGUCCCAGAGUCAGAAUAUUAACAAUAAUGCCAUAACAUCGAAUGCACCGGCUAAUGUUGGUGUAGGAAGACAUGUAAGUGCAAGCGCCGCAGUUCAUGGACCUGGCACCACCGUCACCAUACAGCACCAGGAAGAAUUAAUUGAAGCACACGCAGUGUUGCAAACAAGUAACCAGACGACGUUAGCCCCAAAUACAAACACUGCGUCCACCAAUGAAGAAAAUAGAGAUCUUGAGUUUAUUGAUGUAUACCAACAUGAACCACAACAUAAAAUCACAUAUUCUAUAGAACAUGUUCCCGGAUCUACUAAUGGCAAUGAAUUUAUUUUAACAGAAAAUUCAGGUACCUUCACACUAACCCAAAACCACAAGUUAGAUUCAACAUCUAGUUCCGAAUCAACCACUAUGGAAGUGAACGAAGAGGACGCUUGCGAAUCUCAUAUAAUUGAGGAAUACAGCAGUGGUGAUGAACCGCUGAUACACAUUGGAAGCACGGAUGUUGCAUCUGUGACAACAACAAAUGUUUCCACUGCAACGCAAACUAACAAUCCCACUCCAUCCACUAUCAAUACGACAUCUAUAAUCGAAAUGAAACCAAAGUCAUCAAUGAAAACUCUUAAGCUAAGAGGUCACACAGCAGCCGCCGGUAUUAUUCCGAAACUAGAUCAAGUAACCCAAAAUGAAAUUGAGGCAGUGGUUCAAACCACCGAUGAUGAGGCUAUGUCGUCUAUGCUGCAUAGCAGUGCCGACAGUAGUUAUGCUUUGUUGAAAGAUACCAGUGCAAAUGAAUCGAUUGGAUCAGAUAAUUCAAAAAAUGACUCAACCUACGACGUGAAUAAUGCUCCGAGUUUAACAGCUACUGACUUAGCAUAUCAGGCCAUGGUAAACGAAGGUAUGUCAUUGCCAAAGGCCGCUGGUAAAUUUAAUGUUUCGAAAACUGAACUGUGGAGAAGAGUUCGCAGUACCGGUGUGGAAAGUCUUCAAAAAGUUUCCAAGAUAUAUAACGACAAGAUGGACGUCAUUGAACUGGCUAGUCAGGCGGUAAUAAACGAGGGAUUGUCUUUGCAGAAAGCUGCGAUACGUUAUGAUAUCUCUAAAACGGUUCUAUGGCGACGCGUUCGUAAGCACCCGCAAUACAUGAAAACAACUCGGGAAAACCCUAUUAUUUCCAAGGCCUAUGAACGUCUUAAGACGGGAGAGUCGCUUAAAAGCAUAUCGCAAGAUCUAGAUAUACCCAUGUCAACGUUGCAUCGUCAUAAAGUGCGUCUGUCCAAUUCAGGGCAAUUGCCGGAUUUCGUUAGCUGUCGAAAACGUGACAGUGUAUCAAAAGAUGAUUUAAAAGUAAAAUUAGCUAAAGCUGUUUAUGCUUGUAUUCAUGAGGGAAUGUCUCAGAAUCAUGCCGCCAAUUUAUAUGAAAUUUCAAAGAGUACAUUGUGGCGUCAUUUGCAGCGCCGAGUUGCCGAGGCCGAAGGAGCAGAGACCUCAGAGGGAGCCAUAGAUACCGAUGAGAAUAUCAAGAAGGAAGUAGUUUUAUCUUAAAUAAAAUACCCAUUAUUAUAUUAUUUAAUUUAUAUGUCUAGAAUACACAAUUUUUCCAUUUAGUAUUAGAAAUGUAAAUAUAGGUACUACAUUCAUACAUAUAAGAUUUGUAUUUUGAAUCAUCCAGAUAAUAGAUUAAUUGUAUUUGAUAGAAUUAAAUACACACACAUAUACAUGCACACUGUAAAACAUCUGGAAUUUUCUUUGAAAUAAAAAUGUAUCGAUUUAAAAACAUA
Musca domestica (house fly) is the source of this 2250-nucleotide messenger RNA. RefSeq lists its product as uncharacterized. The coding region runs from base 110 to 2014 and encodes 634 amino acids. The transcript has a single exon. The record is from RefSeq and is a predicted model, not a curated record. Gene Ontology annotation, molecular function: DNA binding; protein binding. Lineage: Eukaryota; Metazoa; Arthropoda; Insecta; Diptera; Muscidae.